Thyridium curvatum is the source of this 1413-nucleotide messenger RNA. RefSeq lists its product as uncharacterized. Gene Ontology annotation, biological process: regulation of mRNA splicing, via spliceosome; mRNA processing. The transcript has 5 exons. Gene Ontology annotation, molecular function: RNA binding. The record is from RefSeq and is a predicted model, not a curated record. The coding region runs from base 1 to 1413 and encodes 470 amino acids. Gene Ontology annotation, cellular component: spliceosomal complex. NCBI's taxonomy places the organism in Eukaryota, Fungi, Ascomycota, Sordariomycetes, Thyridiales, Thyridiaceae.
AUGGCCACCGGUGUAGACGCGAAGCUCCUUAGGAGCACAAAGUUCCCGCCCGAGUUCAAUCAAAAGGUGGACAUGCAGAAGGUGAACCUGCAAGUUCUCAAGAAAUGGAUUGCGAGCAAGAUCCCCGAGAUCCUGGGCAACGAUGAUGACGUUGUCGUCGAGCUCUGCUUCAACCUGAUUGAGAAUGCCAGAUAUCCCGAUAUCAAAGCCCUGCAAAUUCAAUUGACCGGCUUCCUUGAAAAAGAGACCCCGGCCUUCUGCAAAGAGCUAUGGAAUCUCUGUCUGAGUGCGCAGGCUAGUCCUCAGGGCAUUCCUAGGGAGCUGCUCGAGGCGAAGAAGCAAGAACUCAUCCAAGAGAAGAUCGAGGCCGAGAAGGCAGCAGAAGAUGCCCGCAAGCGACGCGAAGAGUUCGAUCGGCGCGACCGAGGUCGAGGCGGUCAUCGAGGCGGCGACUCGUGGCGCGGUGGAGGUCGACGUGGUGACCGGGACUUUGAGAAUCGUCGCGGUGGCUUUGGCCGUGGACGCAACCGCUCGCGAUCGCCUGGCCCCCGUGGUCGUGGUUUUGGUGAUCGUGACAACUACCACGGCUCUCGACGAGACACGUAUACGCCGCGCGCUGGACGAGGUGGUCGUGGUGGUGGUGGUGGCAGGCGUGGGCGCUCUCGAACCCGGUCCUCGUCUGCUUCCUCGGGAACACCGUCUCGUGCUAAUAGCGCUGGAUCCGAUCGCUCUCCCUCUCCUCGUAGGCGGAGGAGCCCCGAUCCGCGAUCUUCGGCCAGCGACCGUGGAGGUCGUAAGCGGUCUCGGUCACCCAAUCGCACCGACAGACGCCGCCCUUCUCGUUCACCCUCUGCUUCGAAUCAAGGCUCUCCGCUACCUAAGCGACAGCGCCAGCUUGUAUCUCGGAGCCGAUCAGCCGAUCGACGCCGCCGUCUGAGCAGGUCUCCGUCUUAUUCCGACUCCGACCGGGCAUCGCGAUCUCUCAGCCGAUCACCCCGACCUCAAGGACACAGACGCCGCGAGGACAGCAGGAGCGCUUCGCCCGAUGGAGACCGCCGUGAUGAUCGAGAUGCCCGCCGUGGUCGCAGUCCGUCUUAUGCGUCGGACGACGGCCGAAGUGCGCGACGGCGUCGAGCCGAUAGCAGAAGCUCGAGUCGCGGGCGCUUCCGCGGAAGGGGCAACCGAGGCCGCCGCGGCCAGCCAAGAAUUAAUACCUCUUCUGUAUCUUCAUACUCAAGAUCGCGAGACAGAUCAGCUGAUGUUGCCUCCCCUGAAGGCAGAGUCCCGCCACGCGGCCCCGAGCCACCGAAUCCAUCCCCCGAAAAGGCCAAGACUACCGACCGCGAGGCCAGCGAGCGACGAGAGAAGGAAUUGAGAGAGCAAAUCAUCAAGAUGAGAUCCUCGCAGAGUUAG